UAUCGGAUCCAGAAAUACAUCUAAACCCGAAUUUAAAGUGAAGAAACGAAUAGUUUUUUACGAAUUGAGUUUCUGUAGUUCUCUUUGAGGAGUAGUGGCUUUUUAUUCCAAUUGACCAUUAUCCCUGUCAAUUGACGUUUUUGUUCGAGACUUGCGAGUGUUUUGGAUAGAUCUGCUUGGAGAAGUGAGACGGAGGAGGCUAGUUCUUGUCGUCAUUUUCUCCUAAUCUUGUAAUUAAUAGAAAUUGCGGGCAGUAUUUAAAGUACGCGACAAUUACUGAGAAACGAAAUACGUUCGUGUAGGGUUUCUCAGCAUUUAGAUUCGGGGCAGGCGUCCAUCCUCGAUAAAUCCGCACGUCCUAUCGCACCAGGCAGUGGGGGAAACUUGCGCACAGUAGUUUCCAGAUUGUAAACAAUUUUUUAUUGAUUUGUUUGGCAUUGGAAAUUUUUCAUUGCGGAACUGUGUGCAUCGAGCGAGGAGUGCAUAGAUGUGGACAAUGUUAAAUCGUUGAUACGGUUGCAGUUGUGGCGUUUUGCAAUCACGGCAUCAGUUUGCGAGACCGCGAAAAGAUUUAGGUGGCUUUGUUUGUCCAGAAUAUCAACAAGGGGCGAUAAGAAUUGCAAUGAGCAGCAAUUGGCAAUAAGACAUGGAAUAUACGCGUCGUCAUCAGCUCCGAUAACGUCAUUAUCGCCUGAAAGCGUCUCGGUAUCAUUGGCUCCCAAAGCAGCCAGAAUUCGUGAUAUUUCAGCCUUCAGCAAUUGCAUUUGUGGAGUAAUGUGUUUUGUUAGCACGACCGUAGAUCUGUCGCGAAUUGAAUAGAACCGUUCACCCCGUGCAUGAUAUGCCUUUAUGCAAUUGCGCACAUAAGAAAAUAUCGAUAGAAGGCCGUGAAAUGCAGAGCUUAGGGGAGUAAUGCGAUUUGCUUCUUUUGCCACUCAGCUGCAGAUUAGAAGACAGAAGUAUCCAUCUCGCCAGGCGGAGGAGGCGAACGCGUCAACUAGUGAUAUAACGCAGGCACUCAAUUCGCAAUUUCCGCAACGCAACAGCGAGCGCAGUAAACAUAAAAGGAUAUUCGUGGUCAGUGCAAGGAACUUAGCAAUUCGUGGUUUACAGAGCGAACAUUCGGGAACACAAUAGAGUUGUUUGCCUAUCUGAAAAGUUUGUGUGGACAAAUAUGCGAUAAAAAUUAGUGAGAGAGUGAAAUUGGACGCACGGCGAGAUGGGGGCAUCAGUGAGUCAAGUAUUUCGGUCCGGCAGUGCUCUCUUAUCAAAUCGGGACGGGCAUAGAGUGUCCAAGGCCACCGAGGACAAUAUACAGACUAUAUUUGAAAUUUUAAGAGCCAAUCCGAAAAUCUCUAUUCACACAUUGGAGGGAUUGCUCCUGCAAAUACCGAAGAAUGAAAAUAUUCUCGCAGUACAUGACGAAUCUGGCUACAACAUAUUACAAAAAAGUGUAGGUCUAAAUCAUGUGGACUUGGCCCGUUGGUUACUGCAGCGACAUCGUCCUGAUGUGAAUCGUAGUGCUUGCUCCCUGCCCCUUCACAUAGCAUGUCUUAAAGGCUACGAGGAAUGUGUUGAGUUGCUUCUUAAGCAUGGAGCCCGUAUCGAUUCCGAAGCACGAAUGUGCUUUCCAGGACCACAUUGUCCAAAUUGCGAGGAGAGUGGCAAAUAUCGCGGAUCACAGGAAGAUGUAGGUGUAUAUGAACGACUUUAUACGAAAUUACAAAAUGCAGUUUGCUACGCGAUCGAUGGCGAUCAGAUAAAUGUCCUGAACAUAUUAUCACAAAAAAUGGAGGAUCCGUGGGUAAGAUUAUUUAAUGUUCCUUUUCGUGCUAAGAAGCCUUUGCUACACUUAGCGUGCGAACGUGGUGCUUGGAAAUGUGUUCAGCAAUUAGUUAUAACGCGUUCAGAUGAAAUUAAUACAAUUAAAGACGAAUAUUAUCCAAUACAUCAGGCGGUUUUGCAUGAUGGUCGGUUUCUAGAUCUGUUGAUACAGCAUGGUGCUAGUACAACGGUUCGAACGUGCACUCAACAGAUGACGCUGUUACAUGUUGUAAUAAUCGCAGCGAGGAAAUCUGCGGAGGAUACAUUAAAUACUUUACGAGUUUUAUUAGAUAAAGGUUGUAAGGAAUUAAUAAAUGAACCAGACACUUUAGGGAAUACACCGCUGCACGCUUUAAUUGUACGGUACACCCUGGAAGAGGCUAGGUUUGGAUACGAUAAAUGGACCAAAUGGGAUGCGUUGCAUCUGGUUCGCUUUUUACUACAAAACGGCGCAAAAUCUUCUAUAAAUCAGUCGGGAAAUAGCGCUCUGGCAUGUAUAUUUCGUCAUGUACGCGAUUGGGAGGUUUCUUUCGAAAUGUUGAAUAUGCUGAUCAAAGAGGAGGGUGAGUUCUGUGAUCCUAACAUAGUUGGCCGUGACGGGUCUGUGCCAAUAAUGGUUUGUCUGGUCCCUCUCAUAAAUAAAGACCAACUACAUCAUUUCACACAUUCAAUGAAGGUCUGCUAUUUGAAUUGCAUACGAAUUUUGCUGCAACAUGGCGCGAACCCGAACUGUGCAUAUCGCUCUACUUUGACACCGCUGCAUGUUUUAGUUUUCACAGUUAGCGAGAACUUCACGUUGAAUUGCGAAAGCGUGAAACGUGUAAAUUUCGACUUUAUUAAAAAUAUUUUGCUGCUUCUCCUUCAACACGGAUUAGAUUGCAAUCAAUCAAAUCUGCAUAUACUGCAGGCGGUCGUUGAAAUGGUUCAGACUGUUCGUACAUUUCCUGAUGUGCAAUGCAUUUACGAAUUGGCUCUGACUCUCAUACAAUACGGUGCCGAUCCGAAUAUUGCUUUAAGCUGUAAGACAACACAAGGUACUGCAAUAUUUUCCAAUGAAAUAGCAAAUUUCGGUGAAAAUAUGGCUGGGCCUGGUCCAGCACGACCUGGAGGAUUUAGAAAUUCAUUUCGGACGAAUUCAAGAUAUAUACUUUUUUACUAUAUUAUAUUAUUAACUAAGAAAGAAUCUCUGCUUACCGAUCCAGAGCGCACAUAUAUGCGGAUUAUUUGCCUUUUCUAUUUUUCGAUGCAACACGAACAAUUGUACAAUUGCUUAAAAUCAUUACACAAUUUCUACGUAGCUCGAGUACCAAAUAGACAAACUGAAGGACUAAUCUCAAUUAUCACGGCGCUAUAUAAAAGGCCAAGAAGUCUCAAGCAGUUGUGUCGUGUUGCAAUAUUUGAAAAUUUAAAUAGGAAAUUAGCAGAGAACGUUAACAAACUCGAUUUGCCGGGUCCUCUUAAAGAGUAUAUGCUAAAUUUUGAACCAUAAGUCAUAGCAAACGAAGAUGCUUUUGCUAGUUUUAAUACGAUUCUUCAGCUGAACACUCUUUUGUCACUUCAUAAAAACUUUUGAAACUCGAUAAGUAUUUGUACAGAUUUGUGUUGCAAUCAAUGAAAUGAUGAAAGUGCUGUUUGUCAAUAGGUUUGGAUCAAAUGAAUGCAUUUACAGUUUACUUCGGAACGCUUUCCCAAACGCGAUGUGAUAAUUUAGCAAACGCCUGACCGUGAAAUCGUUGAAGAUGUGUAGAGUUCGGACUUUUGAGAAUUUUUUGUUGGGUCUGGAAAGAUUUUGCAAAGUUUUUUGGUAGAAAAUUUGUGUUUGUUCUCUUCUGAUAUGGUAUGUGGUACAAAAGCACUCAACUGCAAAGCGGACACUAGUGCAAGUACUGUUAAAAGAACGGUUAACUCGCAUAUCAGCAAAUUGUUUCGACUAGAGGUACACAGGACCGAUCGUCAUGUUGCAAAUGGACAAAUCGCGUAAAUAAAUGAUAGAACCGCUAUUAUUUUUAUGCAAAAUUGCACUUUCAUUUGUAGAGAUAUUGAAAUUGGUUGGUCGUACACACAAUGCAAGCCUGUUAUUAAAUUUAUCUAUCUACUUUUAACAUAGAAAAGAGCAACGGAAACCAUUUCAAUAUUAAAUUGGCUUUCCGCCGCUUUUGAUAACGUAGUUGAUGGGAUACUGAAAACAAGAUUCUUCAUUCUUCCUCAUCCAAUUUUGUCUCUAUCCUUGACACUCAUUUUCACCUUUUCAACGCUACUGAAAUUGGAAUAAUCGUCAUAAAUCUCCCAAAUCAUGACGCCUAAUAAAUUUUCUAUUGGAUUUUUGUCAGGGGAACCUGAAGGCUAAUGCUUUAUUUCCGGGAAGUCGAUUUUUUGUAGACAUAGGAGUAUGAACUGCCAUGUUAUCACGUGUGAAAAUUUGUUUAAUCGCUUGAAAUUACGUACGAAAAAUUUACGCGCCAAAUUUCCAGAUAGCCAUUAGGAAUUGAGUCGGGUAUCAAUAUGCGCCAGUGUUGACUUGCCAAAUUGCGCGAUCCUCCGCCGCAAAAAGGAUGGAACUCUCCUUGAGCCAAUAACUGGAAAAAUUAUGUCAACGAUCAAAGUAAAACUUUUCCUUUCAUCGGAUCAGACUGUCUAGGUAUUAGAAGUUAAAAUUCGAAUGGUAAAUUUGAGGAGUCGUUUUGCCUUAUUCCAUUUGUGCAUCUACGUCCUAUGGUAAUCCGCAAUACUGGUUGGCAUUUCGCAACAUUGGUGCUCAAUAAAAUGGCGCAAUUUCGGUGACUCUUGGAUAGAAUUCAAAACGGUCACAUGCCUCUGCGUCAUCUCUUUGUUGGAUUUCGCCUACAAUUAAAAAUUAUCUGAUUUUCGUGGUCGCUAAAGAUUUGCGGGUCUCAAGAAACUUUUUGCGUGCACAAAACUUUGAUUUAGUCAAAAGUCUCGCGAUAAUACCAUGGCUUUCAACUUCAUAAUUAGUCCCGCUUCACGCGCUUUUUCGUCCCAAAAUGUACCAUAAAUGCACUAAAACUACGCAAAUGAUCGGAAACACCUAAGACUUUGCUGUGGUUCUAUCAUUUACAAACGAUUAAAAAAUCAAAUAUUUGAAGUAAAUGAACUACUGCAGGUGAUAUCAUAACCAGAUAUCAAAAUUUUUGUUUAAAAAGGUCAUUUUAAAGUAUUUGAACGUUUCUCACAGUAGUUAGAUACAAUAUUUGGUAACAACUUUAUCCUUCACCCUACUGUGAUCAGGGUCGUAGGGAGAAAAGGCCAUGAGGGUUAUGUGUGCUCCCCCCAUUGCAUAAUCAAAUGAAUUUUGUUACAGUUUCUCCAUUUGCCAAGUUAAUAGGGAUCUAAUUGUCACAGUGAAGGUCAUCUUUGUCAGUGAUUCACGGCCACAAAGGUUUUAGGGGAUUCUAAAGCAGUGGACCGUGGUCCGUGCAGGAUCUCCCAUCCAAGUGACAGUGUGCCCCGUUACCAUUGACGAAUCAAUUAUGGGUUCAGAAACAGUCUCUUAGUUAAGUUCGAAAUCAGCCGUUCCGCACGACUUGCAUAUCACUCUCUUUGCAGCUUUUCAAUGUUUUGUUCAAACUAUUGUCCUAAAUUGCCCAAGAAAAAAUGAAGCAAAGGCGUGUAAUGUGUGGAGCUUGUACUACGGGAUCCCGACAAGCUAACGAUGGUCCACGGAUACGGCUUACGAUAGCUCCCGUCAAAGCGAGGGGCAGGCUGUUGUCUAUGAUGCAAGCGGUAUCGAUAAAAAGCUUGUAGAAUUCAAACAAGGAAAGGUGAUGCCUCCUCUUGCAUAUUUUUGUGCUAAAAUAUUGAGAGUUCUAACAAAAAACCGUGCUGUUGUGUAAAUAUGAUGUGUAGGUGAUUGAAAGAAAGCGGACAAAGAGAAAACAAAUGAGGUUUAUUCCGAUACAAGAAGAAAAACAGAAAAGGAAAGACCAAAAGCUAGAGUCUGAUCUUAGCCUCCAGUCACUUUCGGAAAAGUGGUUCAUCAAGGAAUUCACAUUCUUCAACCAGUUAUACUUAGGCCUGUGUUUUGUGUAAUUUUUGCACAAGAAGAUAAAGUAGUCACUUGUUUCCCUCACCCCAUAGCAGUCGUAGUCCAAUAUCUGGCCUGUUUAAAUAUGAUUUGCUAUUGCAGUAAUUUGUAGCUAAUCUGUUCAGUCUUUGCAUCCGCUGAGCUUAAAACGAGGUUGUAGAACCAGGGCUUGAACCGGAAGACGAAUGAACCUGGCGCAUACCGAAGCCGGUAUGGCUACCUCUUUGGCCUUUCUCAUUUCAUUGUGUGCCCGAAGAGGUAGAUAAUUUGCAGGGGUCUUGUUGAUAAGGGCUCUAAUAGUAGGAAGUGAAUUAUGAUGAUGACGAUUCUUAAUAUUCUUUCUCUGGUUAGUUGGAUGGUCCGACAGAUGGCGAACAGUUCUGCCGAUAGAAUUGAUUUUGAUGAUGUUGAUUCCAUCUUUUUUUCAAGGUAUUUCGCCAUAAUUAAUUAAAAACAUAGUGGAGUCUUAAAGAUUCUUCAUACCGACUCCAAUUGAGUUCAGUCGCAAAAUUGUUAACUCCCGCAGCCUUCUUGACUUGAUUCGUAAUAGACUUGACCUGUUCGUUAAACCGCCAGUUUGUCGUUAUUUUCUUUGUCCAUGAUAGUGAUUGACUUCUUUUAAAUAAUCCGACUGUCUUCUCGAGAAGACAGUGGUGUUUGAAAAGAGUUCGUGACGGUUUCGUACAGGGCAGAGGCAAGCCAUCAGACGGUGCCUUGCCUCUGCCCUGGUGCAGUGUGACUGAAAGAGGAUACAGGUGGUAAACGCUCCUUUAUGUAUAAUCGCAAACACGACUAGAAGGCGAAUUAUAUCCAAGUGAAAUCCGCCGUAUAUUCAAACCCAAACUAGGCCGAAGCGAAAUUAUUUUUGUUUCAGGGUUGGGGAAAUACUACAAGGCAGCACAAUUGCCUCUCUCGCAAUCGAUCGUGGAAAAGUUGCGAGAGAGGCGUCUUCGAUGGUAUUGGUCUGAACAUCGAAGUCGAUGAUAAACGACCAAAAGGCAGGCCUAAACAACGGUGGCUUGAUAGG
Molecule: messenger RNA, 6893 nt
Organism: Hermetia illucens (black soldier fly)
Lineage: Eukaryota; Metazoa; Arthropoda; Insecta; Diptera; Stratiomyidae
Product: ankyrin-3
Exons: 7
Coding region: 1220-3313 (697 amino acids)
Biological process (GO): intracellular signal transduction
Molecular function (GO): protein binding
Source: RefSeq, a predicted model, not a curated record